Molecule: messenger RNA, 1713 nt
Organism: Botrytis deweyae
Lineage: Eukaryota; Fungi; Ascomycota; Leotiomycetes; Helotiales; Sclerotiniaceae
Exons: 6
Coding region: 1-1713 (570 amino acids)
Biological process (GO): transmembrane transport
Cellular component (GO): membrane
Molecular function (GO): transmembrane transporter activity
Source: RefSeq, a predicted model, not a curated record
AUGGAUUCCUCAAACAUGACAGAUGGGAAGAGUGAGGAUGGCGUGGCAAAUUCUAAACACGUUAAAGGCUUUACGUCUCCAUCAAGGCAAAGUAAUUCACGCGACGGUCGCAUUUCGCCAGUCUCGAAGACAUCGAUUGACGCCGAAGGAUUGGCCGCCGAUCCAAUUUCCGAUGACUUGUCGAUACAGGACAAAAAGAUCUUGUUGGUUGCAAGAGAAAUUGAUCUCAUGGGCAUGGGAAGAUAUCAGUGGUAUAUAUGGUCCUUAUGUGGCUUGGGAUACUUUUUGGAUCUACUCUGGGCGCAGGCAUUCGGGUUGAUUGCACCGGUUAUGCAGAGGGAGAUGGGAAUUUCUGAUACUCAAUUGGGCCGUAUGUUUACAGUGGUCAACGCUGGUUUGACUGUGGGAGCUUUUGUGUGGGGUGUCUUGGUAGAUAUCAUUGGUCGCAAAUGGGCUUUCAAUGGCACGGUUUUCAUUACCUCUAUCUUUGGUAUUUGCAUGGCGAUACCCAGUUCUUACAAUGGUCUUCUUGUGUUAGUUGCCUUUACAGGCUUUGGCAUUGGAGGAAAUAUUCCUAUAGACACAACAAUUGCUCUGGAAUUCCUUCCCCAGAAAACCCGUUUUAUGUUGGCACUCCUGUCCAUUUUCCAACCGAUUGGAGUUGUAGUUUGCAGCGGCAUAGCUUACGGAUUUAUACCCAAUUUUUCCUGCGCGACAGACCUAAAAUCAUGCAAAGCAAAUGACCUGACACCAGGAGCUCAAUGUUGUUCCAAGAAAGAUAACAUGGGGUGGAGAUAUCUCCUAUAUACACUGGGCUCGAUAUCCUUGCUUGUGUUUUUAAUGCGAUUCUUCAUAUUCACCUUCCAAGAGUCGCCCAAGUAUCUUCUCAGCAAGAACAGGGACGUUGACGCUUUCAGAGUGUUAGAAAAAAUCGCAAAAACGAACGGAAAAACUUUGACCAUUACAAUCGAGGAUUUUAGGGCUUUGGAUAAGCCGGAUGAAAUUCAGUCUCCCAUCUCCAUUACGUCUGGCAACGCUCGCCUUCAAGGUGGAAAAGUUCCUGGCGAUCCAACUUUGCGCCAAAAGAUCAAAAGGGAAGUCAAAAGGAUUGGGGUUUUAUUCAAAACAAAGCAAAUGGCACGAGUUACCAUAUUGGUAUGGAUAAUAUACGCAUUUGACUAUUGGGGAUUUUCUGUCUCAGGUGCAUUUCUUCCUACAAUUUUGGCACGGAAGGGUCUGGAAAAAGCAGUUGGAUACUCCGCAACUUACCGUAACUUUGUCAUCAUUUACACGCCGGGUAUCGUAGGUGUAGCUUUAGGAGCUUUGAUGGUAAAAGUAUCUCGAACAGGAAGACGAAUUUCCAUGAUCUUUUCAUCUGCGUUAAUGGCUACGUCAUUCUUUCUCUUCGCGGCAGUCAAUACUCAAGCAGCGAACGUGGGACUUAGCGUCAUGGAAUAUUUCUUUCAAUCUAUGUUCAACUCGGUACUCUAUGGCUGGACACCAGAAGCGUUUCCGGCAUCGGUAAGAGGAACAGCUAGUGGAAUGGCUAGUUGUUGGGGAAGGUUGUUUUCUAUCUUCAGCCCAUUGAUUGCAGCGAAGUUGUUGGCUAUGAGCCUUAAUGGACCUUUGUUUUUGGCUGGGGCGGGUACUUUCGUGGCUUGUUUGGGAGUAAUUUGCUUGCCGGAUAAUGUGAUGAAGGGGAAUGAGAUUUAG